Molecule: messenger RNA, 1128 nt
Organism: Cannabis sativa
Lineage: Eukaryota; Viridiplantae; Streptophyta; Magnoliopsida; Rosales; Cannabaceae
Product: zinc finger protein ZAT12
Exons: 1
Coding region: 122-805 (227 amino acids)
Biological process (GO): response to chitin
Source: RefSeq, a predicted model, not a curated record
AAUAUUAUUUCUUUUUGUUUCAAAAAAAAAAAAAAUUCACAUAUUGAAAACAUCCAAACACACCUUUUUUUUUUGUUCCAAUUACCCAAUUUUGUUUGUUAUUUUUUUUUUUUGCUCAAUCAUGAAGAGAUCCAUAACAGACAGAGAGCUUGAAAACCUAACCAUGGCCAACUGUCUUAUGUUCCUGUCUCGUGGAGCAGGAUCAGUUAUCACAACAAACAACGGCAGUCAUCAUCAUCAUCAUCAUAAUCAUAAUCACAAUCUUCAUCUUCAUCAGUUCGAUCAGUACUCUAAUAAUUCAUCUUCAACUCUAUCAUUAUCGCCAUCUCCAUCUCAAUCUUCAUCACCUAACCGAGUUUUCGAGUGCAAGACCUGUAACCGGCAGUUCCCUUCGUUUCAAGCCCUCGGCGGCCACCGAGCCAGUCACAAAAAGCCGAGGCUAAUGACCGGAGAAGGCGGUAACAGCUCUGAUUCACAGUCAGGCUCACCAUCCAAGCCCAAGACACACGAGUGCACCAUAUGUGGGCUUGAAUUCGCCAUCGGCCAAGCCUUGGGGGGCCACAUGAGGCGCCAUAGAGCCGCCUUGACCGACCAGACUCAUCAUCAUGCUUUGUCAGCGGCCUCGGCCGCCACCCGGCCACCGCCUAUUGAUAUCGCCGGUUCUUUGCAAGUACGGCGGCCGGCCGCGAUGGUGAAUAAGAAGAACAAUAGGGUUUUGUGUUUGGAUUUGAACCUCACACCCUUGGAAAAUGAUAUCAAGAUUCUUCAGCUUGGGAAAUCAGUUUCUUUGGUUACAUAUAUAUGAUUUAUAUUAUGUUCAUCACAUUCACAUACAUAUAAUAUUUUUAUAUUAUAAUAUAUAUAUAGCUAGUUAGUUAGUUAGUUAUAGUAAUGGUAUAGGAGCCUAUCAUAUAUGGAGGAGAGUUUUUAUACUUCUCUCUUCUCUUUUCUUCAUCUUUUCAUUUAUUAUUUCUUUUUAUUAUAGCUAGGGCGCUUUGGGAUUUAUUCGUUUAUUAUAUGUAUUUAAGUUUUGUUUUGUAUAUGGCCUUUCUUAGGCUAUAUAUAUUCUCAUGUAUGCAUUUGAUCACAUUUGUACAUUUGUUCAUUAAUACAAUAAGUUUAUCAUCA